Trichomycterus rosablanca is the source of this 2282-nucleotide messenger RNA. RefSeq names its product Kruppel like factor 11a (gene klf11a). Gene Ontology annotation, molecular function: RNA polymerase II cis-regulatory region sequence-specific DNA binding; DNA-binding transcription factor activity, RNA polymerase II-specific. Bases 116 to 1585 code for a protein of 489 amino acids. The record is from RefSeq and is a predicted model, not a curated record. Gene Ontology annotation, biological process: regulation of transcription by RNA polymerase II. The transcript is spliced from 4 exons. NCBI's taxonomy places the organism in Eukaryota, Metazoa, Chordata, Actinopteri, Siluriformes, Trichomycteridae.
AGGUUGCUGUAAUAAAGUGGCUCUACUGAUGAGUGCGGAGUGUGCUCGGAGUGUGCUCGGAGCUUGCGUUGCUUUCUGAUUUCUUACUGCGCUGUUUUGGAAGUUUGUGCUUCGCAUGCCGACCUUUGCAUCAGGCCAGAGCAAGCUUGCGUGCAUUUCUGAGGUGACUAUGGAGAUGAACAGCCUGAACAAUGAGAAGCUCAGAUCCUCCACUCUGGAGUAUCAUGACCUGGAGGCAGCGGAAGUGCUGGUGUACAUGAGCUCCUGGGUGCAAAGGUCACGCAAGGCUCGUCCGCUUACGCCCACCUCCGACUCCUGCGACUCGGUCAGCCUGCAUCCGGAAACUCUGGAGUCUCCCAAAGACCUAGUCUCCCUCUCUUCACUAUGUAUGACCCCGCCGCACAGCCCCAGCUUUGCUGAGACCUCUACAACACCCACCGUCGUGAGCACAACAUCUCCUGUGGCAAACACAAGCCUCAAACCCAUGUGCCCCAUAUUGACCAGAGGGGCAGAAACCUCCUGCAGCCUGCAGGCUGACACCAACACGUUCCCAAUAACCUCUGUUCCACCACUUCCCUCUGAGCUUCCUGCACAAAGUAGGGCCACCAGUGUUAUAAGACAUACAGCAGACACAUCUGUAGAUCACCACAUUCCAUCCCUUGGCACAGCACAUGUGAGACCAGGAAUGUCUGAGAGUCCUGUCCAUCAGUCUGAAAUUAUAUUAGACUCUGAAACCCAGAUCACCAUGCUAACUGAAACACAGAACUGUAGUAGUCCACCUACUGCAGAAAUAGAGAGCACUGUUCACCCUCUCACCACUACAGCUCCUACCCAAGCCUCUGUCUCUUUGCCUCAGUCUCCUGUAGCCAGCCCUCCUGUUCUGUGCCAGGUAUUUCCAGUAAACGGGCAGACCGGAAUAAUCUCUGCUAUUGUUCAGACCCACGUUCAAAUGCAGAUGGCUGGGCCAAAGCCCAUUCUUCCUCAGUCCACUACUUUCUCACGGCCACUUCUUAUGAGCCCUUCUGUGGCCCAAGGUACGGUGAUGCUUGUAGUUCCUCAGUCUUCGGUGUCUUCAGCCCCACCGUGUCAACAAAAUGUUGUCACAGUUGGCAACACUAAGCUCCUCCCAUUGGCUCCUGCACCAGUCUACAUGCCCUCAGGCCACAGUGGGGCCACUACACAUGCUGACUUCUCACGCAGGCGCAACUACGUCUGCAGCUUCCCAGGAUGCAAAAAAACCUACUUUAAGAGUUCUCACCUCAAAGCGCAUCUAAGAACACAUACAGGUGAAAAACCAUUCAGUUGUCACUGGGAAGGUUGCGAGAAAAGAUUUGCACGCUCUGAUGAACUCUCCAGACAUCGCCGCACUCACACAGGCGAGAAGAAGUUUGUGUGUCCUGUGUGUGACCGGCGUUUCAUGCGAAGCGACCACUUGACCAAGCAUGCACGCCGUCACAUGACUGCCAAGCGGUCUGCAGCAUGGGCCACUGACGUUUCUGACCUCAACAAAAUGGCUUCCUCACAGGGUCCAUCAACACAGUCUCCCUCAGUCUCCCUCAGUGUACUCGUACCUGCCUCAAACUAGGCCGAACCUCUGGCCAACCAUUCACUCACCUCAGGACAAUUUUCCACUUUCCAGGGACAAAAAUUAAAACCAAGGCUGCUACAUAUUCAUGAACAAAACAAACCAAACUUGCACUGGAUUUUCUUCCUACCAUGGUCAUUUAAAAAAAAAAAAAACUUAUUGUUUACUUUUUGUAUAAGUUAUGUCACAUGUAUGCACUCCAUUUGCCAAAGUCUUUGUCUUGUACAUGUUUCUUUAUUAUAUGAUGUUGUAUAUUUGUACAUAAAUGUAACUAUCUAUAUUAAUGUAAUAUGUAUUUAAACAUGCAUUUAUUGACAGUGUAGGAAUAAAUGUUAAGUUUCUGUAAAGUGAACAGUAUUCUUACCUGUGAUACUACCUAUCUUGCUUUAUGUAAUAUUUAAUAUGAACAUAUAAAUAAACCAUCAUGUUUAUCUAAUACUCUGUUUUAUAUCUUUAGUAACUGCUUUAUUUUGGUCGGGGUCACAGUACGUUUAGAAUCAGAAAAAAAAAAAUUUGCAUUCUUAAUAAAAAUAACUGGAGAUGGAGAAUCAACAUGAUUAGAUGGGUAGUAAAACUUUCAGGAAUAAAACACUCCUCAAACAGAUGAUGUGCAGUUUCUACUAAGUAUGUACAUGUAUAGUAGGGAGCCAGUGUCAGUUAUGGGAUUUCAGUCAUUUAUUAUCUGUGAAAAAAUGAU